GAUUAAGGUUGUAAAGUAAAAAUAUGUGGAAAAGGGGAAGGCGUCUGAGGACUUUCCGAAUGCGCUGUAAACUCUUAGGGAGUGCCAGACGUCAAUAUCUUUUCACAAUUGCAGGAGGGGCUCAUAUUUAAUAUUUAUUUCAUGGUGAUAACAAUGGAAUGUAUUAUGGUGGUGUCCAGCCCCCCUAUCCCCCAUGUCAGUUGAACCUUGUUGAGAAAGACUGCAGCUAUGAUGAACAACUCUGAAAGACUACAGUUCUUUGUGCAGAAAAUACCUUUUAUAGGAGAAGAAGGCCUGCACACUGUUAAAGCUCCCAAUUCAACGAUUUAUUGACAACGUUUCGAUCCGUAACGGAUCUUUGUCAGGUCAAACAAACAGAGUUCUCACAUCCCAGAAAAUACCUUCAAAUAUAAUCUUGGUAGGAAAAGUGGUUGUUUUUUUCUUUGUGUUUUUUUAUGGCAUAUUUCCUGUUCGUUAAAGUCUAGAUUAAAUAUCUGAAAGAAGAUGAAUCUAACAGACAUUGGUUUCAUCCCAGGUCCUUGAAUGUAUCUAUGAGGAUGACAGUACUGUCCUCUAACUUGCACUUUAGCACCUAUUUACAUAUUCAACUUACAUUGUGAAAAAAAUAUGAAUGAUUUUCAACAAUAAAUGUAUGUUUGUCUUUGGUCCAUGUCUUGUGAGAUUUUGAAAAGUUUGAACACACUCAAUCUGAAAAUGUAGGUUUCACGUGGGAAUGUUUUGUGUUACAGUUUAAAGUUUCACUUUCAGCAAAAUUAUGUCACUUAGCUCCUCCCUCUCAAACAUUCAUCCUCCUGUCUUUGUAAAGGUAAUAUAAUACAGUACCGUUUGUGAGUAUGUGUGUUUCGCUGUUGUCAUUCUGGUGGUGCAUUUUGAAAAGUGAGCCCAGACAAAUCUUGCUAUAGACAUUUUUUAUUGUUUUUUCUUCUUCACAAAACAGAGAUGUCAUCAUUGAAUGUUGACAGCAGCCUUCUACCAGAAGAGCAGUUCCUGUGCUCUAUCUGCCUGAAUGUGUUCACUGAUCCAGUUACCACUCCUUGUGGCCACACCUUCUGCAAAGUUUGUAUUAGUGGAUACUGGGAUAACAGUGAGAUAUGCCAGUGUCUAAAAUGUCAGAAACGAUUCUAUGUGAGACCAGAGGUCUCCACCAACUCUGUGAUAGAGGAGAUCUCAGUGCAUAUCAAGAGAAGAAGACUUGAUAUACCAGAAUGCUCAGUUUCCGUUGGGGAGGUGGCUUGUGAUGUUUGUUCCACAAUAAAGCUCAAGGCCCUGAAGUCCUGCCUGGUGUGUCUGACCUCUUACUGUGAGACUCACCUGGAGCCUCAUCAGAGAGUGGUGAAUCUGAAGAGACACAAGCUGAUCGACCCUGUGAAUAACUUGGAGGACAGGAUGUGUAAGAAGCACGAAAGAGGCCUGGAGCUGUUCUGUAGGACUGAUCAGACAUGUGUGUGUGUUUUGUGUACUGAGACUGACCACAAGUGUCACAAUACUGUACCCAUUGAAGAGGAGGGAGUAAAACAAAAGGCUGAGCUUGUGUCCACUAAGGCAGAGGUGCAGAAAAUGAUUCAGGACAGACAUGCAAAGAUGGAGGAGAUCAAACACUCAGUGGUGCUCAGCAAAAAAAGUACUGAGAAAGAAGUGGAGGACAGUGAAAAGCUUUUCACUGAACUGUUACAGUCUAUAAAAAAAAGGAGAACUAAGCUUGUGAAGGUAAUAGAGGAGAGGCAAAAAGCAGCGGAGAGGAGAGCUGAAGGGCUCACCCAACAGUUGGAGCAGGAAAUCACUGAGCUACAGAAGAGAAGCACUGAGCUGGAGCAAGCCUUGUCUCAAAUUGAGGAAAACAUAAGAGGAGAACUAAAAGUUCUUACAGAAAUAGAACUCACAAGAAUGCAAGAGUUCAAAGAUGAAGUCACUCUGGACCCCAACACUGCAAAUCGUUGGCUACAGCUCUCUGAAGACGGAAUGCGAACAAAGUACGCCAAAACAGCCCAGACGGUGUCUGACAAUCCAAAGAGGUUUGACUACUACUCAGCGGUCUUAGGAGAGAAGGGUUUCAACUCUGGACGCCAUUACUGGGAGGUCCAGGUGGGCGUGAGUGGGAGGUGGGAGGUUGGCAUUGCCAUGAGGGCCGUCAACCGGAAGAAGGCGGUUAAAAAGAAUUCCGAACAUGGCUUCUUUGUUCUGUCAAAGAGCGGAUACUUGGAGUAUGAGGCUGGUUCUUCACCCCCUACCACCUUCAAUCUGAACCCCAUACCGAGAAGAGUCGGUGUGUAUGUUGAUUACGAGAAAGGGCAGGUGUCUUUUUAUGAUGUGCUGGCAAAGUCACACCUCUACUCAUUCCUUGAGAUGUCAUCAUUGAAUGCUGACAGCAGCCUUCUACCAGAAGAGCAGUUCCUGUGCUCUAUCUGCCUGAAUGUGUUCACUGAUCCAGUUACCACUCCUUGUGGCCACACCUUCUGCAAAGUUUGUAUUAGUGGACACUGGGAUAACAACUCACCUGGAGCAUCAUCAGAGAGUGUGAAUCUGAAGAGACACAAGCUGAUCGACCCUGUGGAGAACCUGGAGGACAGGAUUGACAUGGGAGCACACCAGAAGGGUGAGCUUGCAGCCGCUAAAGCAGAGGUUGGAAAGAUGGUCCAGAAAAGUACAAACAAAGAUAUUGAGGACAGUGAGAAUCUCUUCACCAAUCUGUUGCGUUCGGUUGACGAAAGACGAACCAAUCUAAAGCAGGUGAUGGAGGCGAUGCAAACAGCAGCAGAGAAAAGGGCUGAAGGACUCAUCAAUGACCUGGAGCAGGAAAUCACUGAGUUACAGAGGAGAAGCACUGAGCUGGAGCAGCUCUCACACACUGAGGAUCACCUCCACUUCCUACAGGCCACUUCCCUGCAGACUUACCUGACCCUAUGUGCCCCUCCAUCCACCAAGGACUUUUCUGAGAUCAGUGUGUACUCAGAUCUGUGUGUUGGGAUAGUGAGGAGAGCCGUGUCCAAUCUGGUGGAGAUAUUCAAGAGAGAAUUGAAAACACUAACAGACAUGGAACUGAAGAGAAUGGGGGGGUUUAAAGAGGACGUCACCCUGGACUCGAACACAGCAAGUCGUUGGAUAUGCCUGUUUGAUGGUGGCAAACGCAUCAAAUACACUAAAACACCCCAGAUCAUAUCUGACAACCCAGAGAGGUUUGACAUCUACCCCAUGGUUUUAGGAGAGAAAGGCUUCAACUCUGAACGCCAUUACUGGGAGGUUCAGGUGGGCCUAAGAAAUGACUGGGAUGUAGGCGUUGCCAAGGAAACAGUAAACAGGAAGGAAAAGGUCCAAAUUAUCUCAGCGCAUGGGUUCUUUGCACUGGGAAAAGAUGGAUUUGAUUAUAAGGUUCAUUCCUCCCCCCUUAAGAAUCUUUAUCUGAACCCCAGGCCUAGAAAAAUUGGGAUCUAUGUGGACUAUGAGAGGGGUCAGGUCUCCUUCUACGACGUGGAUGAAAAAUCUCACAUCUACUCUUUCACAAACCAGUCUUUCACUGAGAAACUCUACCCUUACUUUUACGUGUAUAGCAAGGCCAAAAAGUCAGAGGCAUUGGUCAUUUCCUGCAUGGAGGACCCAAGAGCACGCUACCUAUCACUCCUGCAAGCCGUCUCUAAAGCUAAAGAGUAACACAUAUGAAUUGUAUGGCCAUAGCACUCUAAAAAUCUGGUUUUAUAGUUUCCCUUCCAGUCAUUCUAAUGCAUCAUAAUGUGGUUCACUUUCUAUGAAUCCCAUAAAUAUUUAUUUCUAAUGUAUCUUUAGUAACAGUGUCAAAACACAUUUUAUAGCCAUUUUACAUAUCGUAGAACAAUAAUUCAAUGUUGUUGACACUGUUGCCUUUCUGUAUCAAUGGCUGUUUAGUUUGUAUGUACACUAUGAGUGUAUAAUGUAUUAAAUCAAUAAUUUUCUAAUCUA
This is a messenger RNA of Salvelinus sp. IW2-2015, 3951 nucleotides long. The record is from RefSeq and is a predicted model, not a curated record. Lineage: Eukaryota; Metazoa; Chordata; Actinopteri; Salmoniformes; Salmonidae.